AUGUCCUACAAGCCCCCCACGGUCACGGCCGUGUCCGCCCCCGGAAAGGUCCUUCUGACCGGCGGGUACCUCGUCCUGGACCGCAGCUACACUGGUACCGUGUUCGCUCUCGAUGCUCGAAUCCAUGUCAUCGUCCAGCAGCUGAGAAGAUAUCAUCGGAAGGGUACGUCUGGGUCAGAACGCUUGAAACCAGAGGCACGUGCGGAAAUAACUGAAGGCAAGGCUGCAGAUGAGACCGCUGGCGAGGAUGUUAUCGUCGUUCGCUCCCCGCAAUUUGUUGAUGCCGUCUGGGAGUACGGUAUCCAGCGUUGCGACAACGGAGGCGGGGUCAAGGUCGUACAGAAGGGCAAUGGAGGACGUAAUACGUUUGUCGAAACCUCCCUCAACUACGCAUUGACGUACAUCAGCUACGUGGCCGCUUCGAAAGACUUUGGUUCGCUAUCCAUCACCAUUCUGGCCGACAAUGACUACUACUCCGAGACCGCCUUCUCCAAGAUCUGGGGCAUCCAAGCCCAGGGACGAUUCGUCAACUUCGGAGUUCCCCUUCACGAAGCACACAAGACCGGACUCGGCUCGUCCGCAGCCCUAACCACCGCUUUCGUAUCCGCCCUUGUCAUCCACCGCACCCUGCAGCCCGAUGACCUUGGUCCGGCUCGCGAUAAGCUUCACAAUCUGGCGCAGGCCGCUCACUGUGCAGCGCAGGGCAAGGUAGGUUCUGGGUUUGACGUGGCGGCUGCGAUCUAUGGCUCCUGUCUGUACCGGCGGUUUUCACCCUCCGUCUUGGAGUCAGUCGGAGACGCUGGGUCCCCGGGAUUUGAGGAACGACUCUUCGCAAUUGUGGAAGACGCCGACCCCAAACAUCCAUGGGACACCGAGUGCCUGGAUUUCGGCAUGAAGCUUCCCCGGGGCAUGCAGAUGGUCCUGUGCGACGUCGAGUGUGGUUCUCAGACCCCGUCCAUGGUCCGGAAGGUCUUGGAAUGGCGAAAGCAGGACCCGCAAGAUGCUGGCCGGCUGUGGCAGGCGCUCCAAUCCAAUAAUGAGCGACUGUGCUUGGAACUCAAGCAGCUGGCACAGAACCCAGAUAAAGAAGGCCCCAACAACUUUGACGAUGUUCGCACCCUCAUCGACCGCUCUCGCGACCUGAUCCGCACGAUGACCCAGAAGACUGGCGUUCCCAUCGAGCCCAAGGUGCAAACCGAACUGCUCGACGCCAUCUCCGGCAUCGAUGGUGUCAUUGGGGGUGUUGUUCCCGGUGCCGGUGGCUACGACGCCAUUGCAGUGCUCAUCCAGGACAAGGCGGAGGUGAUUCAGAGCUUGACCGAGUUCUUUGACACCUGGGAGAGCAAGGUGGAAGAUGACUUUGGUGGCAAAAUUGGAACUGUCCGACUCUUGGGGGUCCGUCAUGGCUCUGCCGGUGUGCAAAAUGAGUCAUUGGAUCAGUACGCCGCAUGGUUCUAG
Aspergillus sclerotioniger CBS 115572 is the source of this 1458-nucleotide messenger RNA. It is a transcript of the gene erg8, whose product is annotated as phosphomevalonate kinase. The record is from RefSeq and is a predicted model, not a curated record. Gene Ontology annotation, cellular component: peroxisome. Gene Ontology annotation, biological process: ergosterol biosynthetic process; isopentenyl diphosphate biosynthetic process, mevalonate pathway. Bases 1 to 1458 code for a protein of 485 amino acids. NCBI's taxonomy places the organism in Eukaryota, Fungi, Ascomycota, Eurotiomycetes, Eurotiales, Aspergillaceae. The transcript has 2 exons. Gene Ontology annotation, molecular function: phosphomevalonate kinase activity; ATP binding.